AUGUUGCGCUUCGUCGACGACACUUUCGAUCCGGAAUUAGCGGCAACAAUAGGAGUAGAUUUUCGGGUCACUUCAAUGACUGUUGACGGAAAUCGGGUAAAACUUGCAAUCUGGGAUACGGCUGGCCAAGAACGCUUCCGAACACUAACCCCAAGUUACUAUCGCGGUGCCCAGGGUGUAAUUUGCGUAUAUGACGUAACAAGCAAGAGCUCUUUCGAAAAUCUGGAUCAUUGGAUGACAGAGGUGGAAACAUAUAUCACAAAGGGGGAUGCAGUCAAGAUGCUGGUUGGAAACAAGAUUGAUAUGCCAAACCGCGAAGUUUCUCGAGAGGACGGACUGAAAUUUGCGAAACGUCAUCGAGCCCUAUUCAUAGAAGCUAGCGCUAAAACGAAGGAAGGAGUACAGUGCGCUUUCGAAGAGCUCAUUGAGAAGAAUAUGGACAACGAAGAGUUCAUGGUGGCCACAGAAGAGCAGGCUCGGAUGGGUGAUAUGAAUAAUUCUUAUAACGAGAAUUAUGAUGACAGGGAUAACGGUGAUGUGGGAGCUAACGGCGAUGCUUAUUCUAAAGAAAGCAAGGAUGACAAAUCAGAUCGAGGUGAUCGCGAAAAGGACCGCGACAGAGAUCGCGACGAUCGCGACAGAGACCGCGACGAUCGCGACAAAGAGCGCGAUGAUCGCGACCGACACCGUGAUCGUGAUAGAGAUCGUGAUCGUGACCGCGAUCGUGACCGCAAAAAACACAGGAAAAGUCGUAGUCGCAGUCGCAGCAGAGAACGUGACCGUGAACGUCGUCGCUCGCGUGAGAGAGACCGUGGUCGCGAUCGAGAACGUGACACAACUCGUAGUGAGCCCAAAAAGAAGUACCGCUUUUGGGAUGUCCCACCUGUUGGUUUUGAACAUCUUACACCAAAGGAAUAUAAAGCACAGCAGGCUACCGGUGCCAUACCCCGAUCAAACAUGCAAGCAGCUGUACCCGUUGUUGGACCAUCGGUUACAUGUCAGUCACGUCGUCUUUACGUCGGUAAUAUUCCAUUCGGAUGCAACGAGGAAGCUAUGCUGGACUUUUUCAACCAACAGAUGCACCUUUGUGGAUUAGCACAGGCACCAGGGAAUCCUGUGCUCGCGUGUCAGAUUAAUCUAGACAAGAACUUCGCCUUCAUCGAAUUCCGCUCAAUAGAUGAAACCACAGCGGGAAUGGCCUUUGAUGGUAUCAACUUUAUGGGUCAGCAGUUGAAAAUUCGUCGUCCACGUGAUUACCAACCCAUCAGUGCAAGCUUUGAUAUGGCUUCGAGAAUGCCAGUGUCGAAUAUCGUUGUUGAUUCUCCGAAUAAGAUCUUUAUCGGUGGCUUACCGACCUAUCUUAAUGAAGAGCAGGUGAAGGAAUUGCUGUGUUCAUUCGGACAGCUGAAGGCUUUCAACCUCGUUGUUGACUCCAGCGGAACAUCAAAAGGAUUCGCGUUUGCUGAGUAUCUUGAUACAACCCUUACGGAUCAGGCUAUCGCUGGUCUAAACGGUAUGCAACUCGGAGAUAAGCAACUUGUAGUACAGCUUGCUUGUGCCAACGCGCGUAACUCGCAACCAAUGGCUCAUUCAGCCACCUCGAUUGCUGGCAUUGAUCUGUCUCAAGGAGCUGGUAUGCCGACCGAAAUACUUUGCUUGAUGAACAUGGUAGUCGAAGAUGAAUUGAAAGACGAUGACGAAUACGAAGAUAUCCUGGAGGACAUCAGAGAAGAAUGCUCAAAGUAUGGUAUUGUACGGUCCCUGGAAGUACCACGACCCAUUCCAGGUGUGGAGGUUGCAGGAAUUGGAAAGGUAUUUGUCGAAUUCGCUUCAUGUGCGGAUUGUCAAAAAGCACAAGCUGCUUUGACUGGACGAAAGUUUGCCAAUCGAACUGUUGUUACCUCCUAUUACGAUGUGGAUAGAUAUCAUCAACGGCAGUUCUAA
Cooperia oncophora is the source of this 1944-nucleotide messenger RNA. The record is from the annotation of a GenBank genome assembly. NCBI's taxonomy places the organism in Eukaryota, Metazoa, Nematoda, Chromadorea, Rhabditida, Trichostrongylidae.